Molecule: messenger RNA, 3721 nt
Organism: Hemicordylus capensis (graceful crag lizard)
Lineage: Eukaryota; Metazoa; Chordata; Lepidosauria; Squamata; Cordylidae
Product: occludin-like
Exons: 9
Coding region: 907-2433 (508 amino acids)
Biological process (GO): snRNA transcription by RNA polymerase II; positive regulation of transcription elongation by RNA polymerase II; bicellular tight junction assembly
Cellular component (GO): transcription elongation factor complex; bicellular tight junction; membrane
Molecular function (GO): cis-regulatory region sequence-specific DNA binding
Source: RefSeq, a predicted model, not a curated record
CUCUCUCUCUUCUGAACAUUGGAUGUGGAAUUGUAUCAUGGAGGCCACUUGAAGUGGCAGCAGCAGCAGCAGAACACAGCAGGAGUCAGGGCUGCCAAUGGCAUCUGAGACGGGAAACGGCCCAGCAAGAGGGGAGAUUUAAAUCCCUGCUCUCUUGCCAGGCCUUUGUGCGUUCCCCGCUUGUACCAGCCGAUUGCUGUCUCAAAUGCUGAUUGCAGACCACUGGGGAAAGAGAGUGUGUGUGUGUGUUUGUGUGCAUGCAGCGCGCACAGGUUUAAUGUUUCUGUACCCCUAGCAAUCAUUAAUUCCUCCAGCUGCUGCUUUAAGGGGAACAGUAAAAGGUGAAACACACACACACACAGAGAGUGUGUAUCUGGGGGUGGGGAGGAGGAGGAGGAGGAAGUCCUGAUUAACCAACACCUUCUGGCUGAUACAACAAAAUCCAGCAGUUGCUCCAAAGGUAUCAGGAAAUGUGAUGAUUAAGGCUGCUUUUCAAAGAAUGAAAACUCGGCAGGCAAGGACAAGGGAAUAAUAGCCCAGCUUGCAUCCAGGAGGGACGUCCAAGAACCCACAGAGCAAGGAACAACCUUGACAUUCGCACAGGCGCACGCGCAGGGCUGGGAGCAGUGGGAAGGAGCCGAGGAAUUUGCUCAGCUGGAGCCUCUGAGGCCUUGGCUGCGUUAUCUCUGUGGGAACCGCACACAGACUGGGUGGUGUGCCGGGUAAGAGUCGAAAGAGUCUCUCGGGAACGGGGGCCACCCCAGAUCAACUAGUUUCGGGGAGCAAAGGGGUGGCAACAGAUGUGAUUAAGGAAGUGAGGAUUUUGCUCUGCACUGAACACUACUUAUAGAGGGGUUGCUCUGGAGACCUGUGAGCUCCCCUCGCUGAGCAUCGCUUUCCAGGAGCAUGUACAACAGCAAAGGGCCAUAUGAUAGCCCCACAACUGGAUAUGCCCCUCCUGGAGAGGACUAUGGGUACGACAUCCACUCGCCUCCCCCUGGCUCCUACUACAUGGAAGACGUACCCCAGUAUUUCUACAAGUGGAACUCUCCCCCCGGCGUGGUGCGGAUAUUGGAAGGCACGGGGAUCCUGCUCUGCGUCACCAUAUUUGCCUGCGUGGCAUCCACCCUUGCCUGGGAAUAUGGCUAUGGCUAUGGAGGUCUUUACGGCGGCACCAUGGGUGGCUAUGGAGGUGGCUAUGGCGGAGGCAUGGGCUACUAUGGAGGGUACGGGGGCUAUGGAGGCUACGGGGGCUACUAUGGUGGCGUGACCAACCCCCGGGCAGCCAACGGCUUCAUGAUUGCCAUGUCGGUGCUGUGCUUCAUCGCCCUCCUGGCUCUGGCCGUCACCAGCCUCACCAAGUCCAGCGGCUCUCGCUCCAGAAGGUUCUACCUGAUUGUCAUUGUGGUGUGCGCCAUUCUGGCCUUUGUCAUGCUGAUCGCCUCCAUCGUCUACAUCAUGGGGGUCAACCCGCGGGCACAGAUGUCCAGCAGCUACUACUACAAUCCCAUGCUGACCAUGUGCAACCAGAUCUACUCCACGGGGACCUACAUCAACCAGUAUCUCUACCACUACUGCAUGGUUGACCCUCAGGAGGCGAUUGCGAUUGUCUGUGGCUUCCUCUUGGUUAUCCUCCUCUGCAUCACUUGCUUCUUUGCCCACAAGACACGUCAGAAAAUCUGGAGGUACGGGAAGCAUAAUAUCUACUGGGACAAGCCCCCAGCCUUCCAGGAGGGUCCGAACGUGGAAGAGUGGGUGAAGAACGUUGCCGACGAGGCUAGCGUCCAUGAUGAGACUGCCACUCUGGCCUAUUCAGAAAAGCCCAUGAGCCCCGUCAACGCACCCGCCAGUCCAUACAACCACAAGGCUUCCGAGAAUGGCUAUUAUGCUACUGGAAACCAGAGCAGCACGCCUUUCCAAACAUCCACCAACCAGCCUACCCGGACCUUCAGCUCCAGCACUUUGGAAGAGAAGGCCAGAGAGAGCCCCAGCAAGCCAUCUGCCCGCAGGGGUCGGAGACGAAGGAGGAACCCUGAACUAGAAGAAUCCCAGUAUGAGACUGACUACACCACAGCUGUGGACUCCAGUGAUGAAAGAGACCAGGAUGAGUGGAGCAGCCUGUACCCACCGAUCACAUCGGAUGGAGUCCGUCAGAGGUACAAACAAGAAUUUGACACUGAUCUCCGGUAUUACAAGCAGCUGUGCGCAGAGAUGGACAGCAUCAACGACCAGAUCAACCAGCUCAACAAACAGCUGGAUCUUCUGAAAGAAGGCAGCCUACAGUAUCAGGGGGUAGCAGAAGAAUACAACCGGCUGAAGGAUCUGAAACGCACUCCUGACUAUCAGAGCAAGAAAAUGGAGAGCAAGUCGCUGAGGAACAAGCUGUUCCACAUCAAGCGGAUGGUGAGCGAAUAUGACAAGCACAGAGGGUAGGCACCAUGGGACCCACUGAAAGGCUUCCGGAGGGGGACAGAUAUCCUGCCUUUCUCCUCCCCGUCUUAAGGACCUGGCUGCAAGCAGACCAACCACUGAGGGCUGCUUUCAGUCUUUUUGUACAUACAUUGAAGUGACACCUUUCAUCCAUUUGCGUGCCAAGUUUGGAGACAGUAAAUACUCCAGGCCACGGGACCCUGAUGGUAAAAAGACUUCAGGAGCUAUCCAGACAGACAAACUAAACACCUCCUUUACAUGAAGUGCUCUUUGGAAAACCCAGUGUGUUGUUCAAACAAGCAAGUUUGUAUCUGCAACAAAAGAAGCUUCUUAUUUUUGGUGCCAAAUGCUAGCCUAGCUCUUUGGAAAAUUGGUUCCGAUUGGCAGCAUCGAAAAGACCAAUUAAAAUUUCGUGAAGUUAUUUUUUAUCGUAACCCUGUAGCCUUCUCGACUUGCCUUUCCAGGAUCCCUUAUUUCAAGGCAAUUGGUUGCCUUUUAUGUAUAGCUGUGUGGUCAGAUCCAAACAGAGCAAGCUAUAAUAUUUUUCAGGGUCCCCAUUUCCAGAGAAGUGGCAAAUGCUAAGUGCAACUUAAAUUGUCCUCAUCUAAAAUACCUGUGCUUGAUUCAAAAACAGCACUCCUGUGAGGUAGAACCCUCCAAGAAAGUUACCCCACCCACUCACUUUCAGCUAAUGCCAACUAGAAACUCCCAGCAUGCACUCUUUCUGCCUACAUGCCUUGUUUCUGCGAGGUCCCCUCCCUCUGCUGGAGGAGUACCACCUCCCUCCCGAUUUUGAUGGGUGUCUCAUUCAAAGAGAGCUCCCCAGCCAGCAGGAGACCAUCUCCUAACCCAAGGUAGGCAACCUUGGCUCUCCAGCUGUUGUUGAACUACUACUCCCAUCAUCCCUACCUGCCCUAACCAUUUGAUCCCAUUGAUAAGACACCAGCCAUCCAGCACUCUGCAAGAGAAAUGAACUCUGAAGUCUGAGACCCAGUUACCUAAAGGAAUGCCUGCACCCAUUAUGAACCUCUCUUGUGGAAUUCUCUCUCUGGGGAGCUCUGACAUGCCUCACCCUUCCUGUUUUUAAGUAGACCUUGACGACUAGUUACUCAAGACUUUUAAUGUCUGCAGUUCAACAUUAUAAUCUUGUGCUACGCUACUUCUGCUGUUAUUUAUUUACGGUGAUUCUUACCAUUAUGUUGUGUUUUUAUUUUGUCAUGUAAACCACCUUGUGGAAUCUUCUCGAAAAGGCACUUGUAAAUCUAUGAAAUAAACAUACAUACAAACCCAA